Messenger RNA from Brugia malayi, 1818 nucleotides. It is a transcript of the gene Bma-abcx-1, whose product is annotated as RE11181p, putative. Gene Ontology annotation, molecular function: ATP binding; ABC-type transporter activity; ATP hydrolysis activity. NCBI's taxonomy places the organism in Eukaryota, Metazoa, Nematoda, Chromadorea, Rhabditida, Onchocercidae. The transcript is spliced from 12 exons. The coding region runs from base 1 to 1818 and encodes 605 amino acids. Gene Ontology annotation, cellular component: membrane. The record is from RefSeq and is a predicted model, not a curated record.
AUGAAAAGUAAUCAAGAAGAAUUGGAUAAAGAAGUUAAAAAUGAUAAUGCAACAGAUUUAAAAUUUAUUUCGAAUGCUACAAAUAGUCUGUCACAAAUUCACUAUGCUUCCUCCGAAGUUAUAUCAAAUAAUAAUGAAUUAUGCGCCGAGCGCACUUUAAAUAGUUUUACACAAUGUAAGCGAUAUUAUGAGCGCUAUUCGUCUAAUCUAAAUAUGUUGCCAAAUGCGCCGCACAGUUUCAAUUAUUUGCGAUAUGCAAAAGCAAAUGAAUUACGAAAAAACGAAAGAAAUACACCGAAGAUAAGCGUUAAAAAUUUAUGUGUCACAUCAGAUAAUGGAACAUUUGUUAAAAAUUGUUUAUCUUGGACAACCAGCAUGUCACAUCAUUUACAAGAUAUUUCAUUUACUCUAAAGGGUGGUGACACACUUGCAAUUUUGUAUGCAAAAGAAUCAGAAAUGCGUAUUCUGUUGGAAAUAAUGUCAAAUAAUAUAUCAAAGGAAUAUUUAAUUAAUGGAAUAAUUGAAAAUAAUGGACAUAAAAUGAAUAUAAAUGAAUUUGGUGACCGUGUCGCAUAUGUCAACGCACAAAAUGUUUAUCCUUGGCUUACAGUAGCACAAACUUUAUAUUUACAAAGUUUAUUUGUCACCUCUGAUAGGAAUACUUUUAAUAAUGUUAAUAUGAUGGAGCAACUAAUUCAAACAUUAGCACUUUCAUCAAUUCGUAAUUUUCUUUGCAAUGAAUUAACAAUCGCCGAACGACAACGUUUGAAAAUUGCACUGCAAAUUUUAAAAGAUGCUGAUAUACUAUUAUCAGAUAAUAUUAUGAAAGAUAUAAAUCUAUAUGAGAUGGCAUUUCUCAUCGACUAUUUACGUGAUUGGGCAAUUAAAUUGAAUCGAAUUGUUAUUAUGGCUGUGCAACCACCAACAAUUGAAAUUUUAACAAUGUUUCACAAAGUACUACUGAUAGCAUCUGGAAAAGUUAUCUAUUUUGGAUUAUCAAGCCAGAUGUUGGCUUAUUUUGAACAAAUUGGCUUUCCAUGUCCAUCAUUCAAAAAUCCAUGCGACUAUUACGUAGAUUUAGUAACUCAUGAUUACUUAACCACUGAGUCAUCGUUGGAAUCAAUAAAUCGGAUCAAACGAUUGACGGAGAUUUGGAAGGAAAGAAUAAUUGAUGAAUGUGAGGCACAACUGAUAACUACUGAUCAACAAUUAUCACCAAAGAUUCAUCGAGUUAACUGUUAUCGUGUGGCAUUUCUCAUUUACAGACGUUUUUUCGAAAUAUUUCUGAAUAGAUCAUGGAUAUACUUUAAAGAACCAAUUUAUGCAUUUCUCAUUUCGCUUUUUGUUGGUUUUAUAUUUUUCCAAAUACCAACUGAUCGUUAUGCUUCUAUUAAUGCUCGUUUUGGUUUUAUCAUUUCUAUGCUUGCAAUUUGUUUACUUCCAAAUCUUUUCAUUCAUAUCGAAAGAGUAUUUGAUGAGCGUUUAUAUUUACUUGAUGAUGUUCGAAAUAAACUGUAUGAUCCAACUUUUUAUAUUAUGAUUAAGAUUACAUAUGACUUACCAAUAAGCAUAAUUUGUAAUAUAUUAUAUGCAUUACCUGCUUAUAUACUAAGUGGACUUCCACUCGAUGUAAUUCUGUUAAGUAAUUCAGUGAUGCUUUCCGGUUUUCUGAUUCAUCCAAAUAGUUUUCCUGCACUGAUCAAAUUGCUAUAUUAUUAUAAUCCAACAAAAUUAGCUGGUGCAUUGUUAGCUGAAAAUGAAUUUCUUCGUCGAACAGCACUCACCGAUUGGGUUACACUUUUGACCUCGUUGAACUAA